UUCGGCGCCAAGGCGUAGCUUACGCACACUUCUGGUAGAAUGUCGGGUGAAGAUAGCGACUCGGAUUUCGAUCCAGAGGAGAUCUUGAGUCAAUUACAGAACCUGCAAGAACUUCUUCAUCGACAAGUGGGGAAACAUAAGAAUGUGGCCCUGCUGCAAGACACACACAGACACUGGGAGGUCAGCCCGAUCGUGUUCGAGGACUGCAACUCUUUGGAGGGAGAAUCCAUCAAGCAAACAGUAAAACUUGUGAAUAAAGCAGAGGAUCAUGAAAGAAAACGCCGAAUGUCCAUCCCCUACACGGGAAUGGCGAAUACUACAGAUGCGGAUCUCGAAGACAACUCGAUUCACGUGGAGACAAUGCAUGAGGAGCUGCUACACUUAUUUGCCAUACAUGAUGCAAAGUACCAAACUGAGUGUGAGCGCGAGCGCCAAACAGCAGAAGCCGUGAAACAAAAGAUGCAAGAUGAGCUGCUCAUGCGCGCUUCGCGAAGACGAGCCCGCGAGGCUUUUGAGGAAGAGAGACAGAGGAAGAUCAAAGAAAUGGAAAAUAUGAUGACCGGAUGUGACGAGGAGAGCCUUGCUAUGGCGGAGACCAAUGACAAGCUGUCUGAAGUCCAUCAGGAUCUCAAGAGCGCAUUCCAGAUUAUGCAGCAAGCCAAGGAGGCGCAGGAGGACAAGGAGCGUCACGUGACUGAGGAGAGAAAAGAGCUUUUGUUGCAGGAGAUCCGUAGAUUUCCGAGCAAGAAAAAGCAGAAAGAGCUUCUUGAACAGGAGCGGCAGAACAGGAUCAAAAUGUAUCGGGAACGCAUCCUCACAAAUAACAAAUCCGACGAGACACUUGUCCAAGUACAAGAAGACCUUCUGAAGCUGUUUGGCAAAAUCAAGAAAGACAAGAAGUUAUUGAAAGAAACCACGCAUAACGAGCAAGAGGACCGUAAGGCCCUUAUGCACGAGGAGCUGCUCCACAAGACCCUUAGCAAGCAGGUGUCCCAACAGGAGGCCCAAGAACGGGCCAGGAGAAUCAAGGAGUCGAAAAGCGAGCUAUCCCAUGACGACUCACCCAAACAAAAGGCAAUGGACACCCUGAUUGACGUGCAAAGGCAGCUUUUGGAUGUCAUGUCACAUGUUCAGAUGACGUCAGUCAAAGAGCAAAUGCACCACCUAAAGUUCAUGAACGCGCGCGCCAACAUGCUGCAUGAAAUACGCAUGCGUAAAUCCGACCACGAUAUACAUUGUGAUACACCAUCCGCGGCCUCGUUCACAAGACCAGGUCGUCGACUGUCAAUCAUCGGAGAGCAACUACAGAACAACCAAUCAUCAAGCAUUUAAUGUGAUGAUAUAUAUUUAUUUGAAAGCUAUGUUUCUGUAAUAAUAACGUGUUUACAGUAAAAUUAUGUAUUCACUUUUUUAA
Molecule: messenger RNA, 1414 nt
Organism: Nematostella vectensis (starlet sea anemone)
Lineage: Eukaryota; Metazoa; Cnidaria; Anthozoa; Actiniaria; Edwardsiidae
Product: trichohyalin
Exons: 8
Coding region: 40-1332 (430 amino acids)
Source: RefSeq, a predicted model, not a curated record